AUGCAUUUAGUAAAUACUGAAGAUGCCCCAUUUAAGGAUCGGAAAGUGCCGAGUCCAUUCUUACUAAUACUCUUAGGAUUCUUUAUGCUUAUUGCCUUUUUCACUACACUUAUUGAACAUGAACUACCUUGGGCUAUUGGAGACCAGGACAUAUCAACAAAUGACUCUACCUCAUUUAGUGAGGAAUCUGCGAGAAGAUACUUAACGGAAAUACUUGGAGAUCAGCCAAGGGUAGCCGGCACGGAAUACCACCUCAACAAGACAUUAGAUCUGAAAGAGAUAUUCGAUGGUAUUGCAAGAAAUGCAACCUUACCUGUACACACAGAUUUGCAACUAGUUAAUGGUGCGUUUUGGAUUGAAUUUGGCUCACCCAUGGUGAAUGUUUAUCAUAAUUUAUCUAAUGUUAUCGCAUUAUUGGAAGGAGAGAGCGGUUUCAACAACGAUGGGACAACUGGUUCUUCAAUACUAGUCAAUUGUCAUCACGAUUCUGUGCCUUUUUCUAUAGGAGCAUCAGAUGACGGUCUGUUUUGUGCAGUGAUGGCUGAAACUUUGGCAAAAUUGUCACGUAGAAGUACUAAAUUGAAGCACAAUGUUAUAUUCCUUUCAAAUGGCGCGGAAGAAAACGCUUUACAGGGUAGCCAUGGUUUUCUCAAACAUCCAUGGGCAAAAGGAGUAGUUGCUGUUGUAAACUUAGAAGCGGCUGGGAUGAAUGGAAGGCCUAGCGUUUUUCAGGUAACAAAUACAAGAGUGUUAGAAGGAUAUAGAAGAACGCAUACACGACCUAUUGGACAAGGACUAGGGGAGUUCUUAUUCUCUAGCGGCAUUAUACCUUCUGAUACAGAUUUUCGAAUAUGGAGAGAUUUUGGUCACAUUUAUGGAAUCGAUAUAGCGUUUAUAAAGCAGGGCAACGUGUACCAUACGAGGAACGACAGACCGGAACUAAUACAAUACGGAGUCAUACAAAACGCUGGGAAUAUGCUGCUUAACUUUGUCAGAUAUAUUGCUGACGACAGAAGGUUGGAUAAACCACAACCGGAGUCAUCAGCCGUUUACUUCGAUUACCUUGGGCUUUUUCUGGUGACAUACGACAAUGUUGCAGCCCUGUUAGUCGAUAUAAUAGUGAGCUUACUGGGCUUCGCGACCGUUGUAUACUUUAUGUGGCUCAUUGGCUUCAGGUGGGCAACUGUUUUUGAGUUACUAUGGUCAGUGCUGGGUCGUCUAGCGAGUAUGGCUGGUGGGGUGGCCGUUGCCGCCAUGUUCAUGGGUCUUAUGCUGCUUUUCCGACAAAUGAGAUAUUUAUCAUUACAUUGGCUCGUAGUACCAUUUUAUUGGAUCCCAUAUCUGGUGGUUUCGGUGGCGAUAUCACAUUAUUUUGAUUUCUGGCGAAGUAAGACGCAAGGCCUAAACUCCUCAAUCCGCACAUCACAAGCUAUGACCGCGACCCGACUGCUCAUGUCGCUAACGUUGCUAAUAUUAUGUUGUAUCCCGUCUAUGUGCAACGUGCGGUACAUACUUAGUACGCCUCUUCUCUGGAUGUCUGCAGCGAGUGUGGUAACCAUGUCUAUUAUACGGCAGUGGGGCUUAAAAGCAUGGGAACAUCUACUUAUAGAGAGUUUUAUAAACUUACCUUCAGUGAUGUUCGCCUUCUCCAUAGCAGUGAGGCUGAACUGUUUCCUCAUCCCCAUAACAGGGCGGUCGGGCCUCGACUACCCGGACCUACCCGUCGCAGGAAUUAAUAUCGCACUUGCAGUUUACUUCGCUUCUACAGUUUCCGGCAUCGAACUUCUGUUUUCACGCAAAUGGCUGUGGAUAGUUUUGAGUGGAGUGAUGGUGGUUUGCGUUAUUCUAAUGUUCAUUCCCUUCAGUCCGUACAGCGAUGAGAAUGUUACUCAGAGACAUUACUGGUUUCACACACAAAUAACAUCGUACAAUUCAAACGGUGCGCCAACGGAAUUCAGAUCAGGAGUACAAAUAGUUAAAGUGGAUGCUAACAACGUACAGACAGCUUUGUCAGCGAUCAGAAAUAGUCCGCUAUAUUUACAGGACAACCAACUUAACGAAACAGCCCGCCAACUUAGCGAAACUGACAGCCAACUUAGCGAAACAGUUGAACUUAGCGAAACAGCGAACCAACCCAACUUAACGUUAAAAGAGAGCGACUUAUUUAUUAUAAACGAUGACUGUGAAAACUUGCUCCAUUGCAACAUGCCGUCGUAUAGACCGGGAUUUGAUAGAUUUAUAAGGGGUAGUCUGUUCGUACAGAUGUCACCACCAACACAAUUCAAUCACUCACUGGAGCUAACUAAUCGCGUCUGUGCUUUUGACUCGUGCACUCUCAGUUUUGAAAUGAAUGGCCCCGCGCACAACACUAUAACGAUUUGGCUACGCCCGAACAUCACUCUCAUGAGCUGGUCAGUUCGCGCUGCCAUCAGGCAACCCUCAAUAGUCCAAGAGAGACAACUCUUCACUAUCAUUCAGUCUACAGCUACGUACAGCGAGACUUUCCAACCAAUGGUGUUCAGCAUAAGCCUGAAUGUACCGGAAUCACUGCAGUCAGGCGACCUGGUAGACAUUUCCCACCAUGCUCACAAAAUACACCACCCUGAGGAGUUCACUGACCAAUACAGACAGCUGCUGCAGGUUAUGCCGGAGUACGCAAACAUUGCAACAUUCUUAACAUACAGAAGCAAUUAUAUAUUCUAAGGAAAAACCUUAAAUGGCUCAAUGUUAACGAACCCUGCCCCUGUAGCCAAGUGGUAUGUCGAUUCUCAUUCUACGAUCGCAAACGCUUCGAAAACUAGAAAAAUGUAUGGGAAUGACAUUUGCUAUCGACAGGACACCAGGCCUAGUGGCAGUUUGAUACUGUUACUAUCGCGUUAACGUAAACGCGAAUUUCUAAGGAAUUGAAACAGCGCCAUCUAGUGGCACUACUGCACAGCUAUUUCAAUUCCAUAUAAAUUCGCGUUUACGUUAACGCGAUAGUAACAGUAUGAAAAUAUUAAAAGCUCCCACUAGGCACACUGAUCAAGAUCUGUCAUUCUAGUUUACAUUUUUCUAGUUUUCGAAGCGUUUGUGAUCGUAGAAAAUGAAUCGACGUGCCACUUGGCUAUAGGGGCUGACUCGUGCCGAGAGGUCAUGGGUUCGAACCCCGCGUCACCUGAACUAUUGUCGUACCCACUCUUAUCACAUUUUGAUGGGACGGCGAUAUUAGUAAUAUUGAAAAUUCAUGGCAAGUAUUUUUAUAAAAUAAAAAUAAAUAGUUUUUCACAUU
Molecule: messenger RNA, 3271 nt
Organism: Bicyclus anynana (squinting bush brown)
Lineage: Eukaryota; Metazoa; Arthropoda; Insecta; Lepidoptera; Nymphalidae
Product: endoplasmic reticulum metallopeptidase 1
Exons: 18
Coding region: 1-2703 (900 amino acids)
Biological process (GO): proteolysis
Molecular function (GO): metalloexopeptidase activity
Source: RefSeq, a predicted model, not a curated record